Messenger RNA from Trematosphaeria pertusa, 2657 nucleotides. RefSeq lists its product as uncharacterized. The record is from RefSeq and is a predicted model, not a curated record. The transcript has 2 exons. Lineage: Eukaryota; Fungi; Ascomycota; Dothideomycetes; Pleosporales; Trematosphaeriaceae. Bases 299 to 2485 code for a protein of 728 amino acids.
CACCGCUUUACAACUAUCCUUCGGAACAACUAGACUACAUGCACUCGCACUCGUAUCCUCAAUUGCUCUUCUCCGCUCUGUGGAAGUUGGAGAAAUCCCUAGGCCUCCCAGCCAAGCAGUUAGCCAUACCCGGAUCCCCACCAGGCCUCGCCUGUACUUCCUCAUUUGGGUGUGCCGAAGCUUGUUUUCCAACCUCACGGCAUCGAGUCCCAGACAUUGAUUCCUGUUACCUCACGCCAACGCAGCCCCUUUUCCUCUUACCUAAGUGCGCUCGUGUGAUCUCCUGCAGCUCCUAUAUAUGUCCGGCCCGACCUCCACUCCGGACUGGAACUCGAAGAACUCGAGAUCAAAUACAAAUCGCAACAGCUCGACCUACGGCUCGAUCAGCAACGGCAAUGGUGGCGACGUCUCCCCGAAGCGCAAGUCUUCGCAACAUAUUCGGAUUCCAGAGCAUCUUCAGCGGCCGCAUCUAACUGGCAGCCAUCGCAGCUUGAGCGAUGCGUUGCGCGCGGUGAGGAGCAGAGAGGAGCAGGAUGCGCUGCUAAGCGAUGAUGAAAUCGCGGACCGAGACGGCUGUCUGAGGGAAGAUGGCGGGAUGCCUGGGCCGAGGCAGGUGUUCUGUCCGGAUCCGCAUUCUGGGCUGAAUGUCUACUUCAACAUCCAGCGGAUACGGAGGCUCGUACUAGCCAGCAUUGAGGAUCCUUAUACGGUGGAUCAGCUCAAGGAGCCCCGCAUGAAUGUGUUGAUCGUGAAACCACUUGUCGAUCGGCUGUACGACGAGGAAGAUGUGUCCAUAGUGUAUUGCCUUCUUGUCAAUAGGAUGCAGUUCCUGCGGGAGCAACAUUGGCAGCAUCACCACCAGACCGUAAACCUCACCCGAGCCAAUCUAUGUGAGAUCGUCGCUACGAAGGUCCUGCGAAAGCACGAUGAGGAGAAUGUCGGCAAGACGGGCUUGCUUUUGCUAGCCAAAAUCUUGGUCGCACCUUUCCAGCCCUUCCAGAACGCGCCACCCGAGAUACAACCAGAACGAAGUCAUUGGCAGUAUCAGAGCCAGGGCGGCUACGAGGGCAAAUUGACCGCGCUGGAAGUUGCCAUUAUUUCGGAAAGCAAGAUGUUCCUCAGCGGCUCCGCCUCUCAAAAGGUCAUAGAUGCCGUAUACCGGGGAAGGAUAGUGUAUACGCCAACAUCAUUCCUCGAUAUCUUGCCGGACCAUUACAAGCACAAACCAAUCUCGCUAUACGAUCCGCGUCAAGCGCCGCUGCUCAACCAGUAUCGUCUCAUUGUUCCCCGGACGCGCAACAUCCUCGAAGUAACUCAGUUUCUGAUCCUUCUAGGCCUGUACUGCCUCUGCAUGAUGCGACAAGACCAUGCUGUCUUCACCUCCGCGGAAGCCUUGUUCCUUGUGUAUGCGGCAGGCUGGACGUUAGAUGAAUGCGCGUCGAUGCUUGAGCACGGCUGGCAGGUCCACACGCAAGAGCUUUGGGCUUUUCUGGAUGUCGCUUUUGUGGUGGUCUAUAUAGUGUAUUUGGGCGUCCGGAUCUUUGGCUGGGCAGUGGGCGAUGUCGACUAUGGAAGGCAGGCACUUGAUAUUCUCGCCAUUGCCGCCCCGAUCCUCUUCCCACGCCUGGCCUUUAACCUCAUGCCCGAGAACAUGCUCUUCAUCGCUUUGAGAGCUAUGAUGAAAGAGUUCACCGCGUUAACGAUUAUCGCGGUAUGGUGCUUUGGUGGGUUUCUGCUCGCGCUGAAGUGGCUCAGCAUGGGUAGUUCUAAGGUCGAUUUCAACGAUUCACCUGGUCCAAUCACGAUCUCAAAGUGGAUGUUGUGGAUCUGGUUCGGUUUGGACGGCACUGGAAUCCAAGAGGCGCCGGCCUUCCACGAGAUCCUUGGCCCUGCUCUCAUGGUCAUCUACGCGUUUCUAGGGAACACCCUGUUCCUAACUGUUCUCGUCUCGAUACUCUCCAACACCUUUUCCAAAAUCGCCGCCGACGCAACAUCUGAGAUCCAAUUCCGCCGCGCGGUCUCGACUUUCGAAGGGGUGAAGUCAGACUCGCUAUUCGCCUACUUUCCCCCCUUCAACCUCUUUGCAUUCGUCGUCUUGCUACCGUUAAAGUUUGUCGUCAGUGCGCGAUGGUUCCACAAGAUCAACAUAACCAUAGUCCGAAUCCUGAAUGCUCCUCUCCUCAUUGCGCUUGGAUGGUACGAGCGCAGAGCGCUGUGGAAGCCCGUGCGGAAGAAGACUAUUGGAGGACCUUCCAAAAGAGUCAAGUGGGGCUUCUGGAGUAACUUCAAUGUGCACGCCGAUAUUCAAGCCGUGUUCGAAGAGGAGCCGCCGCAAGAGGUGCUUGACAAGAUCGAAGAGGAGGACGAUCUUGAGGACGCUAUUCUUGAGAAUAGUUUUGCAGGUUUGAGAGACAGGAGUAUGAGUCCAGGGAGUGUCCGACCGAGGAGGAGGAGGAGGAGGUUGAGUAGUGUUUGGCAGGAGUGACCUGUUUUGUUAAAUGUCUGCUAAUCCGGCGUAGGCAGUCGUUGCGUGGGAUACUGCUAGCUUGCGCUGAUAUCGAAGCGUGCGGCAAGGUUUCGAGUCAAGCGUCAUGUUCUGCAGUCCGGAGGGAUAAUCAGUUUUCCGUCUGGUGAAUGAAUUAAAGCUUAUUCCUUCC